GAGACUCCCGUUCUGAUGUGCGGCUGCUGAUUCCAAACCGAAGGAUUGGCGCACUCAUCGCCAAGCAACUUUACGGUCGAAACUUUUCCUAAAGAUAAUUUUUGGAGCAAAGAAUAUUUUCUGUGUCAUGGAUCUGGAAACCGGCAGGAUGGUGCCAGUAAUCAGACUGGUUAAGGAGAACGAGUUGCUGUGGAGCACGUUCCAUUCAGUGGGCACCGAGAUGAUAGUGACAGGCAGAGGAAGAUGUUUGUUCCCCCCUAUUGUCAUCACGCUACAUGGCUUAGAUCCAGAAAAGUCAUACACACUUAUGGUGGAUAUGGAAUCAAGCAGUGAUCAGCGCUACUCCUACACAGAGGAGCGGGGCUGGUGCCCAUCUGCACCAGCUCGACAGCAGCAAUCAAGUGGAGUUUAUAUCCACUCAGAUACACCUGCCCUCGGAGCUGAGCUAAACGACAAGCCCAUAACUUUCAAACUGCUCAAGAUCUGCACAACAAAUGGGACCGACAACAAAGGAAUGAUUCCCCUGACUCCAAUGCACAAGUACAGACCCCGAAUUCAUUUGAUUCAGAAUGCUGAGCAACUGAAGUCUAAACUUUGUUCGUGGACAUAUUGCUUCCCGGAAACAGAAUUUAUAGCUGUGGGUCACUACCAUAGCAAAAAGAUGAAGAUGAUGAAGAUAGAGUACAACCCUUAUGCCAAGGGUGCUCUACCACACAGCAGUAGAAGACAGAAGGACAUGCCACAAAGUGUGAUAGUUGAGGGCGUUGACUGUGGGAAUAGACGCAGCUCCUCCAUCAUGUUGGCCUGUCUUCAGCGAACACAGAACCCACCUUCACAGCGCUUGUCAUGUCCCAGUAAAACGCUGGAGCCUCUGAAAUGUGAGGCAGUCAGAUCCACACAUUCGCCACGGUAUCCUAGUCCAGCUGAACUUGAUGCUUAUGCCCAGAAGGUGGCUAACAAUCCACUAACAAUCAAGAUCUUUCCUACAAAUAUCAGGGUUCCUCAGCAUAAGCACCUUAAUAGGACUGUAAAUGGCUAUGACACUACGGGGCAACGCUACAGUCCAUAUCCAGUACACUCUGGAGGAUAUCAAGGUCUUUUAGCUAUUGUGAAGGUACAUAGCAAAAGUGUGGUGAAAAGUACAGAUGGCAAGAGGACGCGAAUGUCCCCAGCACAAGUUGGAAAUGGCAACAUUGGAGCCUACCCAGUGCCAAGCACUUUAGCGCAGAGUCAAUCCUGUACUGGGCAAUUAAGUUACCACAGUAGCCAGAAACCUUUGGAGGGACCUGUUCCACCUAAUGUGACUGUUGCCACAUCUGUGAUUCCAUUAGGAGGGCGAAGCCUGGCACUGCAGCAGUCAAAUCUCCCCUCCAUUCAAAGUAUUAUCUACCAGAUCAACCAGCAGUGCCAGGCUCAGGCAUCACAACAGGUUUCAGCUGCUGUUUGUCAGGGUGCUAUCAUUACCAAUCCAAGCCCAGCCACGGCCAGCCGCAGCACUGUCAAUGGUUUUACCAGUAUGGUCAAUGGCAGCGUGGUGUAUGCUGGAACAGUUGUACCUGAAUGUCGUGGAGGUGCAGAGUUGGCAACUGCUUCAAGUAUAACCUCCACAACGGGACCUAAAGCUGGGACCUACCCGGACGGAAUGGAUUACUUACUCUGGCAACAGAAACAACAGAUCCGUAUGUAUUCGGGCAAUGGUGGGGGGGGAGUAAUCAGUAAAUCGCCGGAGGUUUGUGGUGUCCCAAGACCCUACACCUUGGCACCUACUGUUGAAAAAAUUCCUUCAUCUCCUUUGAACUGUGUGGGUAUGCACUGUAAUUUUUCUACAGGACAAUAUCUAGCCGCCCCAUGGAACAGUGUGUUGGUGACACCAGACAGCGACUGUUAUAACCCACAGGACCUCACGAAUGGGCACCGUGACCUUGUCGUUCAGCCUUCGGAUGGACUGGCCAGUGUCUCCAGUAGAACGCUGUGUAAUACCUCUAUUCUCAGUAGUAGUCUGCAGUCACUGGAGUAUCUGAUUAAUGAUAUUCACCCACCCUGCAUUAAAGAGCAAAUGUUGGGUAAAGGAUACGAAACAGUUUCAGUACCUCGAUUGUUGGACCACCAAAAUGCUCACAUUCGACUACCGGUUUACAGAUAGAAACAGAACUGUUCUUCAGAAAGCUAGUACAAUGGUGUUAAAUCUUUUAGAGAGGUACACAGAAAUCUUCAGCCUCAAUACUGUAGUUAAAGGCAAAUGAAGUGGCGUGUUUAAAAUGGCCCAGGUAUUAACACGAUGCUGGAAUGAGUCUGGGUUGACAAAAGCAUGGAAUCUGCUGGUAUUAAUAAUGUAAGAUGGCAAUAUAAGAAAAAAAAUACAAUAAAAUGGGGACUAGGAUUUGACAUUGGACAACAGAAGGCAAGGAGCUAUUGGAAAUGUGCAGAAAGCUUCGCCAAAUGUGCUGGUGGGUCUGCAUGCAGAAAAAGUUUAAAUUAAAAUCCUGCGCUCAAUUCUGUGAACAUGUGGUCCCGAGAUCCUCCUCGCCAUUGCUGCUUGUCACUGUCAUUGUCAUCUUCAUCUUUGCCAUGAUUACUACUGCCUAAAUCAGAGUGGAGAGUCGUUAUUGCACUGUGUUGGAAUUAAAAGUGGGGACAGUCUAAAAUAUUAUAAAAGAAAGUAUCUUGGAAAACUUGAACUUAAUUCUUGUUUGAUUUUUUUAAAAUUUUGUGUUGGCUGCUAAUAAAUGUUUCUUUCCUUCUUAAAUUUAGGGAAAAGUUGAAGUUCGUAUGAGGGAAUUGUUAGUUUUGACAGAUUUUCUUACUGAAAUACAUGCCCACAAUUGUGCUGAAGUAGCAAAGCGAGCUGUGAGAAGAUGCAAGGGUUGAUGCCAUUGAUAAACACACUCAAAGGAAUACUGUACCUGGUAUUGCUGUUCUUUCCAUAGGAUUAGAAAACCCAUUAGGUGUUACAAUAAGUUGUAACAGCACAUUCCUACAGAAGCUGACUUGUCUAUAUACUGACUCUUUUUUAACCUUAUAAUUGAAAUAAAUGCCUGUUCAGCAACAUGGAACACUCAGAGAUUGUGGUGAAUAGCAAACACUAAUAUCUGAUAACAGUUCGAAAGUAAUAGUGGGUCAUGGAAGAAUGGCUAGCAUAGGGGGCAACCAGGCCUAGUUAUUUUUCAUUGUAGUCACAAUUAUAAUACUACUGCAUUCCACAAGGUAGUAUACCAUCUUUCUUCAUACAGUUUCUCCUCACAUUUGCUGCUUCUGGACUUUGCCAGCAUUUUUCUUGAAUUAGCCAAUAAUCCCUGAAUGAGCAAGCUUCACAGAGAUCCACAAGGCCAUUGACAUUUUUUUUAACGUAUACUCUUCUUCCUUACUUAUUUUCUCGAAGAAUUAACUGACCACUGCUCAGCUGCUAACUUAAAAACAGAAAGGGAAAUAGUAAGAUUAUGUUUUGCAUUUGAACUACCAGUCUUUUGGUUUUAAUAUCAAAUGUUCAUUAAUAAAAGUUAUUUCUAGACAGACAGCAUUCGGUUUUAUAAAUGAACUGCACUUUCACAAUAGGUUUCUGUUUAACCAAUAUGUAUUUGAUUAGAUUAAUCAACUUUAUUUCCUUCCAGCAGUUAAAAUACUUAAUAAGCUGUAUCCUAGUCAAAACUGAUUCAAUGUAUUGACAUGAAUAUGUAUAUUUUCUGCAUCUCUCUUGUAGAAACCUUUAGCUCAUGCAUAAUUUUUUUUCAACUGCAUUGUUUAAUGCCUGUGAAAAUUUCUUUGACCACAAAGGUUCAGUUUUAAUUUACUGUUUGUUACAAAAAUGAAAUUCCUCUAAUUUAUCAUAGCCCCACACCCCCAACCCACCCCGAACUCCAGCUACUACGUUCAAAGAUGUACCUACUUUUUUGUCAGCUGUUACACUGUACCCCUUUAAUCUUGAAAAUAGCAAACGGCUUCACGUUUUUCCUCAAAUUUGUUGGUGUCUCAUAAUUAGCCAUUGGGAAAGAUGAAUCGGAGUGAGAUAGUUGUAAGUUUAUCCUUUCUUUAAUCUCUUUGCCAUCACCUCAUUAUAUAGCUCCAAGCCCUGGCAAAUUUGACGCUAGGUUCCACGGUUCAGUUGUAAUAUUUUGGGGUUCUGUUUAAAGAGAGGUAGAACUGAAAAGGGGUAUAAUCAGCACCUACAAAGCAGUUUAAUAUUUCUAAAAAGCAUGUUUGCAGUGAGAAUAUUGUCCUUUCCUACUACAUGAGUUGGUGUACCUGCUGUGUAUUUCUAUUUUUUUAAAUUUUAUUUAGUGAUACAGCACAGAGUCGGCCCUCCCGAUCCUCCAAACCAUGCUGCUCAUCAACCCCCAACAAACCCAAUUAACCCUAAUGUAAUCACGGGACAAUUUACAGUGAAUAAUUAACCUACCCAGUACAUCUUUGGACUGUGGGAGGAAACUGGAGCACCCGGGGGAAAACCCUUGCAUUCCAUUAGGGAGGACAUUUGAUAAACAGCUAAAAUAUCUGUUUCGUAAUUCACAUCAUGCAUAUGAUUUGUUUGUCAUUUAUACUGAUAGAGAUUGGUCUUAAAAACUUUAGCGUGAUGUGAUUAAUUUAGUCCUUGGUUUCCUGCUAUUCUGUAAUUUUGUGCAUUGUCAAAAACAUUCUUGUGCCUAUUAAUCUUUCCUUUUUAAAAUUUUGGAGUUUUGUUUAAGAAAUGUUGGUAAAUCUCAUAAUAACCUAGGCUUGAGCUAGUGCUCUACAUUAACGUCUUUCUGUAAACCAAUGCAAUCCACCCAACAUUACAAUGUUGAACUUGCAGUCAGCUCCUCAAAUGCAGAGUGCUUAUUCGAAUUCAUUUCAAAGUUCAAAGGUAAAUUUAUUAUCAAACUACAUAUAAGUUACCGUACACUACCUUGAGAUUCGAUUUCUUGCAGGUAUUUUUGUGUAGAAUGAUUGGACAAUUCAGUAAAGAGCUCCUACAGACCAUAUUGCCAAUGCAUUCAGGAAGUUAGCAGUUUUGGAAAUUCUGCUUUAAAAGCCAACUGCCAUAGUUUUUUUAGAUACUGCUUAUUUUUAUCUUGUAACUGCUUUAAAUAUCUCUAUUGCCUCAUUUACUUUUAUUCUCUCUGCACACAAUUGUCUUGUAACAGAAGGGGAGAAAAUUAGAAACUGCAAAAUAUAUUUAUCUCAAAUUGCACAAUGGGAGUAAUUGUUUAAAAAAAAUGUGACACUAAAGAUACUAAUGUUUACUCAGCCUGAGUAAAACUGAAGUGUGAAGAGCAUAAAAGCAUAUUUUGGCAUUGAACCAUUUGUUUUUCUACUUGAUUGUUAAUAGUAUUCAGAUACAUUUGACAUUUACACGAGUCAAUAUAAACAAUGGUUGGGUUCGUCUAAGGAGUGAAAAUUAAGAACUAUUCGAAUAGAUUGAUAAGAUGUAGUAACAAAAGCAGUGUGAAAGUGUUUUUGUUAUAUUGUAUGGCUCUAGGAAAGGACGGAUGACUGGGUUCAUUUCUCAUUGCGAAGAGACUAUAGAUGAAAUAGUCAAUUAUACACAGUCAUUUCACCUAUGGUUGUACGUCUGGUUUCAGCAAAAUUAUGAGGUGAAAGUCUUGUCACUCAGUUAACUAUAAGGGCCCUAUAUAAAAUCAAUUUGGAACAUCAUCUAAUUUCUUUUUGUCCCUGACUUACAGUUCAGAAUAAUCUGCAUUAAAUUGUUUAAACACAGAACAUUACAGCACAGGGUCGGGCCCUUCUAUCUAUGAUAUCUAUGCCAACUAAUUCCAUUUCCCUGCACAAAGUCUAUUCCUGAGGACAUCUGAGUGCCUCUUAAAUGUUACAUUCAUUUCUGAUUCCACCAUCUGUCCUUCCAACAAGUUCCACUCUAAAACAAAACUUCACCAUAAAAUCUCCCUUAAACUUUCUCCCUCUUACCUUAACACUAUGCCCUCUAAUAUUUGACAUUUCCACUCCAGGGAAAACGAUUCUGACUAAUUACCCUAUCUAUUAGGUUUAGGAGAACAAGAAUGAAAAGUAUUCUACUAAACCAUGAGUUUGGAAUAAUAGGUAAAUUGUCUGUAUCUCUCUGAGCUGGGAGAUAAUGAUGCUGAUGACGAGUAUGAAUGUUGAAGAACAUUCCCUUUUAAUGAUUACAACUUCAACUCAAUAGAACAAAUAUGCAAGUUGAGCACUAAAAAUGUUUUUGCAUCUUCCAAAGAUCUAAUACUGGAGUAAAUUUCUAAGAUAGUGUGUCUGGAAUUUACAAGAUAAAUGUUUAAUUUAGUUAGAGAUCAUACAAGUUGCAAGACAUCUUUUUUCCUCAGUUAUUAUUGACUUGACCAAAAGUUUCAUAGUAAAUGUGUACGGUUUUGUCGUGCGGUUUAUUUAUUAGUCAUAUUGCAUUUCUCAACAUUUUAAUUUUUAAUUUCCUGAGUUCCAAAACAAUAAAAUAUAUAGAUAUUUUCUUACAAGAAAUGUGGCCUGAUAGCAUUAGAUGCCCUGGAAAUGGAACAGGUGAAAUGUUUUCUUAAUUGUCAGUUACUUGAGAUCAAUUGUACAUUUGUACAAGUCUGUUUGUUUUUUCAGAACGAGUACAGGGUUAGUAGACAGAAGUCCUCUCUGAAAGAUGGUAAUCUGAAAUGUAAGCACAAUAAGUAUUUAAUAGCAAAGUAUAAAGUAUUAUAAACUCCUUAUUUACAGAAGUAUUUGGACUGAUGUGUUUUCAGAAACACUCAUUCGUUCCCAUUUUCCACAUGCUGCUGUAACGUUAGGAUCUUGCUUUCCAUAGAGUAUUUACAUUGCUGAGGGAAAGAACUGCCACAGACUUCAUUUAUAAACUGAAUACCCUAUGGCACCAGAAUGAGAAAUUCUUCAUUAGUGUUACCUCUAGAAUUAGAUUAUUAUUUUCACCAUUCCACAAAGGGACGUUGGAAUUGGAAUCUGGACCGUUUAUAAUUUCUCGAAUGCUUUGAUAAUGGUCUUCACCCAGUUAAAGGACGGGGACGAAGAACAAAACCUUUGAAUAUUACUCCAUGACAUUUAUAAUCUCUGCAAUUCUGCUCCGCGCCCUGUGGUUAUGCCAUUUCUAUAAUGCAGAUAAAAGAGCCUGAGUGAUAUUGAUAGAGAUUUCUAAUAUUUCCAUAAUCACGCAAGUGAUGGAUGUCGGGCUGUUUUAACUAUAUUGAUUAUAAUUUACAUAAAUUACAAAUAUAUUAAAACAAUCAUGACUUCUAAUGGAUAUAUUGUGGCACAAUCAAUUCCACAUAAAAACAUUGUUUUUAAUUAUCCUACACAAGAACCUCUCUGAUAUCCUUAAAUGCUUUCCUUGCCUAUUACUUUGUAGGUUACUGAUGUAUGUAGCACAUUGCCUCUGUUAUGACACUGGAAUUGAGCAACACUUAUAAAACAAAACCAGCCUGUAAUGAUGAUGAACUUUAAGACUACACACCUGAUCUAAUUUUACACCAGAUCUGGAAACACAAUUCCCAUUUUCAACAGGAUUGUCAGCAACUAACUCUUCCCUGAAAUUGUGUUCAGGUAGUGCUCCAAACUAUCUGAACUGCAAGCUUAGAAAAAUUUCCUGAUUAUUUUUUUUUCAAAGCUCAAUUUAGAUAAAACUCCACUAUGUAGCUGCCAAUUAUCUCCUGCUCAGCACAUUGGAUUGAGUGUACAGAUGGAAACCCCAGUUAUCCAAAUAGAAAAUUAAGUAAAAGUGUUUCUUUGUGGUGGGUUGAGACUGUUACUGAAGAGAGACGCGGCAAAUGAUUUUCUACAGAGAAAAAGACUAUAUACAACUUCAUCUGAUAAUCACUGUCAAAUUUUGCUGAUACAAACAGAAUUCUAAUGUGACAGGUGACUUUAUCCACUUUGGAGCAAGCAUAUCCUUGGACAAACAAUAAGCUCUGUACAUAAGAGUAAUGGUAUUAAAUUCAAAAUAGGAUUCGGUGAAGAGCCACAUAGUCAUUCUGCUUUUCACCCUCAGCUGUUAAGUCAGUGCAAGUCAUCUGGCAAGUCAUUAGAGCUUCAACAACUAAAAACCCUGCCUUCCAAAACAAACAUUUUUUUUUCCCCUUAGAUAUUAAGAAUAGGCAAGGGAAUACCAUCUAAAGGAUGGAAUUUGUGUGAAGUGCACCUCAUUUAAAGCCUCUCUGAAAAAGGGUUUGUAGACUGGAGAAGUGGCAAAGAAAGAAGUACCCGCAUUUAAUUUUUAGUUAUUGAACUAUUAUUCAUGUAAUAGACUUCAACUCAAGUUUAAUUAUCAUUCAAACCAUACAUUCUGUAGAUACAGGUGAAUGAGACGGCGUUCCUCUGGGGCUCAGUGCAAAACAUCCAAAAUAGCAGGCAAUCAUUCAAAAAUAGCAAGUAACAUCAAAAACCUGAGAAAAAGGGUUAUCCUUACCAAGGCCAAAUCACUGAAGUUGGUUUGCUUGCCUGCUUUGAAUUUAACUUGCUCUAGAAAAGGAACAUACUCUGUUCAUAUAGUUUCAUCAAAAUUUCCAGUGGCAUCAUUGUUAGAAUUUAUCCUUCCUAAUUAGCAGGAGAAGGUGAGGAAGAGUUUGUCACAACCAACUUGCAAGACUAAAGUAUAAAAGAAGCAUUCCCUGUACUUCAGGGCAAAAUGUAUCACUUGGGAGCACUGUCCACAUGCAACAAGAAUAUUGGAUAGUAGAUCUGAAAGAUUGUGCAAAAGACACAUAUUUUAGUCUUUCUAGUGGGAAGUCAUCAAAACUAAAUAACAUUUUUUUAAAAAUUCUUUACUGAGUUCUUGUAGUAAAAUGGGCCUGUUUUCUGGCAUCUACGAAAUACUUUGUUGGUGGUUGUUAAGGAAUCUUUACAGAGGGAUAAAUGGUAAGGAAAAAUUACAAUUCAGGACAUCCAUAUCUUAUUGCCACUUUUAACAUUAAUGUGGACAGUUACAUGGAGUGAAAUUUAAAACUAAAAAUGGAUCUAAUUAAUUCCCUUUGGAAUCUAAUUAACAUUGCAGAUAGACAGAAGUAUUGAAGUAGAUGCUAUUUAUUAUGUUUAUUUUGCAGCAUUAAGUUGUUAGUGUAAUGGGCAUGAAUUAUUUCACUGCCCUCUUGCUCCCGAGGGAAAGGCUCUGACAGACAUCCCUAUUAUGUUCUUAGCACUGGUUUAAUACCAAAUUCAUUGCUGCCUAAAUGAAAUGUGGUAAAUCCUUUUCCACUGCAAGUCAAAAUUCAAAACAGGCAGACAAACCAACUUAAGUGAGUAGAACGGCCUUAGUAAAGUGAACACUAUUUCUUGGGUUUUUGAUUUAAUAGGAAAUUUGUUGUGUGUCAAGUGCAAAUUAAGCAGUACUUUGCUCUUUCUGAGUAAUCGAUUUUAAGUUAUUUUCAAUCAUUUCAUCUAAUUAAUUUACAAAAUAGAAGUCAUCGUGCGUGGAUUAUUUCUUGAAACUAAAGUAUUAUGUAACAAAAAGAAAGUUGGAUGCCCUUUUACCUUUGCAGGUACCUCCAUAUCUGCUGAAAUCAUCCUUCUAUUUUGAAUAGUUAUUCCCAACUGUUAUUUAAUAGCUUUAACAAAGAUUGCUUUGAAGUAUUAUUACAUUCUGGGAAGUUUAAAUGACAGAAAAAUCAAAUUGCUCUAGCACAGGAGUUCCCAGACUGGGGUCCACUAACCCCUUGCUGAAUGGUAUUGGUCCACGGCAUAAUAAAGAUUGGGAAGCCCUUCUUUAACAAAGUGACUGCUUGCAUAAAUUGAUGGCAACAUACUGACUUGUUUUGGAAAAUAUUUGAAUCCAUUUGAGCCCAAGCAUCAUGUCACAGUCCCUCAAGCUACUUUGCAUAUUGGGAGCAGGAAUUUGAAGUGAUGGUCAGCAGCAUUUUUGCUGUUCAGUAAGAUGUUUUGCUCCAGGCUGUUUCAAAUAGGACUUCAGUUAAAAGAUGGGAAGUAUUGCUAAUAGCUGAUGAAAUCCAGCCCAACAACUUACUUUUACAGCACAUCUCCUGACCUUACAGGAUCCUUCUGGUGAUAACAUUUGCUACCAGGCCAUUUAAGGAGUCCCAUUGCACAGCUGAUCAAAAGGAAGUUUAAGCUACAUCUUACAAGCAAAGUGGUUUAGGAAGAAAAUUACAGAUCUUAAAGCCUAAAGUGAUUGUGGAGUCAUACUAAUUGGGUAAAGAAACCAUUGAAUUUGAUUUCCAAUUAAGACUGCAUUUGUAAUGAUUUCUGAACUAAUUAGGCUCUGCUUUCUGGGGCUAAUCUACUUCAGCUGGGACAAGAGCCAGAAAAAUGUCUUUUAAAGUUGACGGCAACAAGGACUUAGUGAACUGAUAAAUUGUUAUUCUUGCCCUGUACUUCAAAAUCUAGGUGGAUGUAAUAUUACUGAAAGAAGGAUAAAGUCCAAUUCUGAUACUUACUCUGGGAUGAAGAGCCUGCAAUAUGACACACGAAUAACGUUAGUACAAGAAAAAGUAAGAUAUUGAAGGUAUCGGGGUAAAUGACCCAAGUGCUCAAACUUAGUAACGAAGUACUUGAGUAACUAGUGGCUGCAAGAAUCUCUGAUUUAUUGAAGCAAGAAAUUUUCAUGCUGGUUUUGACUAUCUAGUUAACUUAUUAAAUGUUUUGUUGACUUAAUCUUUUUAUCUGACAUUUCAGCAUGGGUACAGAGAGUUUAAAAGGGCUGCACAAUCUCACUACAAACUUUCAAUGAUCAAGCAUGGCAAAAACUAACUGUAUGAGGAUUAUGUCAAAUUCAAUUCUUUCCGUUUACAUCAGUUGAGCUAUGCUUUGUGUGAAAGAAGGUAUUUCGAUUACAUUCAGUUGAAACCUAAAUAAUUGUAGCACCAAAUGUAAUUUCCUCUGUGGAAAUUAUGUACAUAUUUAAUAAUGUAAUAUGUUAUACCUAUAUACAAUAUAUGUAUAAUAUAUUACUACUUGCAAAAAAAAAAUUGUCAUCACCCAGUGUGAAUAUUCUUGGCCAUCAAUCACACAGUACUUGCUGCCAAGCUAUUGGUACUGCAAUGUAUCACUAUACAUAAAGAAAGACCCAAGAACAAAAGAAAUUGUGUGUCACAUUUACACUAAACAUUUUCUGUAUUUAAGAUGUUCUAAGGUAAUCAUUUUCUGCCUUGUAGUCAUCCCCAGACAUUCGUCAUCUAAUGUAGUGGUAAGUGCUUCUGAAGCUGUCUUAAAACUUUUUUUGAAGAAAUAGCAAUUGUAUUAAUUUUUUUAAGUACAGUGCAAUAAGAUUUUUAAAUACAAAAGUAUGAAGCAUUGAUAUAACCCAGCAAAAUAAAUAAUACAUUAGAAAUUCCAUUUUCUAUUUUAGUGUCAUCAAAUAGGCUUCAGGGAAAGGGGCUAAACCUUCAUAUUUGUGAAUAGUUACCUCACAUUGUGAUAUUCGUGAGUUAAAAUUCCAAUGAUCUGCUUAGUUUGUUUUGAUUCUGGUCCAGCGUAAUCUUUAGAUAGUUUUUUAAGAUGUACUUUUCCAUUCUGUGGCAGAUUAUUUUCCAUUCCAGCUUUUAAUUUUUGCUUUUUGAAAAUUCUAAACUGAAGUAAAGGUUGAUUCUGAAAAAUUUGGGCCCAGCCAUCUAAUCAAUUGAGACAAGCUUAGGAAAUGAAAAGUAGCUUUCAGGUCAAUUUGCUGUGACAAAUUUGAGCAAGUUUUUGGUUAAAUUUUCUGAUCCACACCAAUAAUAAAGUUGUAUGCAUCAUUAAGUAAUAGAAACUUCUUUAUUUCUUGGAGAGUUAUUGAGUGCUACUGUCUGACCUUGGGGAUGAUAGAGAAACACAUUCCGUCUAGCCCUAGUUUUAUAUGUGAAACAAACAGAGAGAGAAAGAAGUUCGCGAUUACCAUCUAAGGUGCACCUUGCUUUUAAAAGCCUGCAGUAUUUCCAUAUUUGUGUUUUAAAUAUUUUGUAAAUGUUUCCUCAGGAAAAUAAGGUGUAAUAUUGUGUAUGUAUGAAUGAAGAAAGCUGGUUUAUUUGAAGAAAUGUAACUAAAUGCUGUAACUUCUCUGGCCUUGGAACUAACUACUCUGAAUGUGCCUAUGAUUCCCUCAUCCUACACAUAUGCUUUCUGUCGCUCCUAGAUUAAACAGGGUACAGCCCUGUGUUGCUAUUCAGACAACCCUGUCGAAUUUUGUGUUUAUUUUUUGUCGAUCUCAGGACUGAAACUUCUUUAUUUUAUGUAGAUGUUUUAUUUAUUCUGUUUCUUUAUUUUAUUAUUGGUUAACAUGAAAUGAAUAAA
This is a messenger RNA of Mobula hypostoma (lesser devil ray), 12174 nucleotides long. It is a transcript of the gene fam222aa, whose product is annotated as family with sequence similarity 222 member Aa. Gene Ontology annotation, molecular function: DNA-binding transcription factor activity. The coding region runs from base 128 to 2143 and encodes 671 amino acids. Gene Ontology annotation, cellular component: nucleus. The record is from RefSeq and is a predicted model, not a curated record. Lineage: Eukaryota; Metazoa; Chordata; Chondrichthyes; Myliobatiformes; Myliobatidae. The transcript is spliced from 7 exons. Gene Ontology annotation, biological process: positive regulation of DNA-templated transcription.